Messenger RNA from Saccostrea cuccullata (small rock oyster), 1708 nucleotides. Its product is annotated as IgGFc-binding protein-like. Gene Ontology annotation, molecular function: calcium ion binding. The record is from RefSeq and is a predicted model, not a curated record. Bases 42 to 1619 code for a protein of 525 amino acids. NCBI's taxonomy places the organism in Eukaryota, Metazoa, Mollusca, Bivalvia, Ostreida, Ostreidae. The transcript is spliced from 5 exons.
AAGUAUGGGAUAAUCAUGACACUCCACUUUGAGCCGUAAUCAUGUCCUUCAAGUUGUUUCUACGCCUGUUUAUGGUAUUUGUGGUAGUGUCAGUCAUAUCGACAGCAAGGAAUCCUUGGAGGAAGAAGGGUAAAGAACUUCCUUGUCAGUCGAUGCCGUGUCAAAAUGGAGGGACGUGCACCAAUACAGACACGUCAUACACGUGCACGUGUAACGAAGGUUGGAGUGGACAGGAUUGUUCAAUUAAAAUUCCUGCGUGCCAGUCGAUGCCGUGUCAAAAUGGAGGGACGUGCACCAAUACUGACACGUCAUACACGUGCACGUGUAACGAAGGUUGGAGUGGACAGGAUUGUUCAAAUUUUGAUGGCGUUUUUAAGUACGAGUACGCGUUGAUGAUAAUGUUGAAUCACUUUUACGCAUCCACUGAAUCCUCACUGAUUUACAUGACAACGAGUACCUCAGCAACCAUAGAAAUCUCGACCUCAAACAAUCUAGAGCCCUCUCUGAAAACAGCCAUUGAUCAAACCUUGUUUUUUGCCUCGGAACUAAAAGUUGCUCUGCCUCCUGAAAUGCAAAGCAUCUCCUUCCAGAAAGAGUUAAAAGCAGUGAAAAUUCGCUCAACAGAGCCCCUUUCUGUUGUUCUCUUUGACAACAACUAUUUACAAUCCAACGACGGUACUCUGAUUUCUCCAGUAAAAAAACUCAAAACUCGGUAUUUGGUAGCUUCUUCUGAACCUCGCUUUGCCAGACACCCGGUUUACGCCAGUUUGUUUGGUGUAGCUGCAUUGGAGGACGAAACAUUAGUGACGAUAAACUUUAAACUGGGCAAUAAUUCAAUGCCUCUGACUAUCAACGGACAAAACUACAGCGAUUCAGACACCUUCGAAAUAUCCCUGAACAAUUUGGAGACUCUGCAAAUGGAACAUAGCACCGAUCUCUCGGGAACCUUAGUCGAGUCUUCUAAACCUGUAGCAGUGUUUUCUGGAAACAGAUGCAACAUGUUUCCAGAAUCGAUCAGAUGUAGUCAUUUUCUGGAACAAAUGAUCCCGACAGCGGACUGGGGAUCUUCAUAUAUUGUACCAGCUGAUUUCAGCAGUGAUGGUACUCUGGUGAGCUUAAUGACCGACCAGUCAUCGACUGAACCUACAACUAUUAGAGUAGGUGAUAGUUCGCAAACAAUAAACGUUCUUCCCCGAGCACCGUAUCAGUUUUCUUUAAAGGCGAACGAAUCAGCUUUCAUUUCCGGCCGUGUGUUCGUGUCCAGCUUUGCGAAAGGAAACAUAAACAAACCCAAUGCCGGUUCUCCAUACAUGGUUACGAUUCCGAAUACUGUUCAAUCCAAGAGUCAGUAUCUCAUCCCAAUCCCUGAAGGCUACUUGACCAACUACGUCACGAUUACGACCGAAGGAAACAUAAAAUCUUAUCUUCGUCUAAAUGGGCAAGCGGUAGAAGAAGGAAAGAUUCGGUUCGAAUACAAUGAUGAUGUCUCCAUCCUGACCUUGGAAGUCUCUCCUGGUAUGUUGGACAUAAUGUCCACUUCAGGAUCAAAGUUCGGACUGGUGGUCUUUGGCUAUCGGUAUUUCGAUUCCUACGGAUUUGCAGCCAACAGUGUUCCUUGAUAAUAAAAUUGUUCCAACAAUCAUUUUCAUUUUUGUGAAAAAGAAAUCUUCAUGUUAUCAUGAAUAUUAAACUGAUGCAAAUCUUCAAA